UACAAGUUAGUCGUACAAAACUACCACUACAUGCGUACCAAUACAAUUGUACCACUACAAAACUACCACUACAAGUGUACCAGUACAAAGCUACCACUACCAAUACUAACAUAAUAGCACAAGCAUACUACUGGUACCGUUCUCUCUUUCCAUCAGUUGUAACAUUAAAAAACCUAAUAUCAGUUCAACGAAAUCACACUAGUUAACCCUACCGAGAUUAUUGCCUCCGACGGCAUUCCUCAUGUCGUCGUCAUCUUCUUCAGCGUGCUCGACUGGGAGAGGCACGCAAUCCUCGUCGUUCACAAUUAUUGCCUCUGGAGGCAUUCCUCAUGCCGUCGUCAUCUUCUUCAGCGUACUCGACCGGGAGAGGCACGCAAUCCUCGUUGUUCGCGAUUUGUCAUCGUUCGCGAUGAAGCAAAAUAAACCAGUCCCGUCGGAUCCCCCCAAAUCUUUGUCGCCGUUCAUUAUGUCGGCGUCAACGAGAAGUUGCUCCGACGUUGCUUCCAGUUCGUUAGGCUACCUACAUUGCCUCUGCUGAAAGAUGAAGAAUCCGAAAAUGGUAGGGGAACCAUCGUGGGCGGUUAUGGCUAGUGCUAAUCCAAUCCCACAAAUCACGCAUACCAAUAUUCCCCAUGCAUUUACUAUUUUUUUUUAAAAAUUCCGUCAAUUCAGUAUUGAAAUUAUAUUUAUUAUCACUUUUUCUUUCCUUUUUAUUUUAAAGGUUACUCAAGACUUCCCAAAACACUUUUUUUGUGUUGAUAGCCGUCGAAUUUGGAAGGGAGAUGGACGGCUCUAAUAUGGGAAGUGAAACUCUGUGACCAGAUCCUGCCCCCAGUCAACAAAACGCAGAGUAAUCAACCUACAAAUGUAUACAAAAAUUUACAAAAUCACGACCUCUACAUAUGCCAACCCUAGAUUCAGCCGUCGGUGCGGUGGGUUUCCCAAUGAAUGGCUUCCACAAUUGGUAGUCCAACCAUUUCCUCUUUGCCUAGUUGUAAUUGAUAGUGGGUCAAAGUCGUAAACAUAGAAAAUGGACCCUGUUAGGCAGGCUGUUACAGUUGGAAUUUGGAAGGGCUUCUUGGCUCUAGCUCUGUUCCCUUUGUUGUAUAUAGUAUUAGUUUAUCUGUCGAGGAUCGGGCCCAUAACACAACAAACAAGACGGCCCAGAUUGAUGAUCCGCCACCUUUUCUGGGCAUAUUGUCUUUGUCUCCAUUGUUUAACAUAUGAGGGCAAAUGUCACAUGCAACUCAUUGCGGACAUCUUGUCUUAUGGUUUUAAGUUCAUGUCCCUUUCAGCUUUGCCGUUGCAGAAGAAUCCCUAAAAACCUCAAAAUUAUCAAACCAUAUCUGUGCUGUGUUAAUCUUCAACAUGAUUAGCGCUUAUUGUUUAUGUACGUUGUCCAUAGAAGAUAUAAACUUAAGGGAUUGGA
This is a messenger RNA of Linum trigynum, 1429 nucleotides long. The record is from the annotation of a GenBank genome assembly. NCBI's taxonomy places the organism in Eukaryota, Viridiplantae, Streptophyta, Magnoliopsida, Malpighiales, Linaceae.